Ilex paraguariensis (yerba mate) is the source of this 550-nucleotide messenger RNA. The record is from the annotation of a GenBank genome assembly. Lineage: Eukaryota; Viridiplantae; Streptophyta; Magnoliopsida; Aquifoliales; Aquifoliaceae.
AUGUUGAAUUCAUAUUUAGCUCUCUCAAUUGAAGCUUUUUUUUUUUGGGUCGGGGAAGGAGACGACGAGGUUAAGGUUCAGCAGCGAGAAUGUUUAAUGGAGAGGUUUUCAGGGUCAAGUGGGCAUAGCACUGGACUGGCCGGAGCUCCGAAAACGUCAUGGCCUGAAUUGGUAGGCCUGACAGCAGAAGAAGCAGAGAAAAAGGUCAAGGAAGAUUUUCCAAGGGCUGAGAUUCAGGUUGUUCCACCAAACCAUUUUGUUACUAUGGAUUACAGAACAAGUCGAGUCCGAAUACAUGUUGACUCCUCAGGAAAAGUUGAGAGGCCACCGAGAACUGGCUAGACUGUGUUACUUCCACUGAAAAUAAUCACUUCUGAUCAGUCCUUCCAGCAAUAAACCUUGUAGAACUUUUCCAUGUUAUAUUAAGAAUAUGCUGAUGAAUGCUUCUCUUCUUCAUUGUCUACCAUGGAAUGGAUUUGGUUUGGUCAUUAAUGAAUAUUGUGUAUGUACUACAUGUAACUUAAUGCAUAUGUUCAGUUGACAUAACAAC